This is a messenger RNA of Cryptomeria japonica (Japanese cedar), 1876 nucleotides long. RefSeq lists its product as uncharacterized. The transcript has 6 exons. Bases 571 to 1338 code for a protein of 255 amino acids. The record is from RefSeq and is a predicted model, not a curated record. Gene Ontology annotation, molecular function: ubiquitin protein ligase activity. Lineage: Eukaryota; Viridiplantae; Streptophyta; Pinopsida; Cupressales; Cupressaceae.
UGAAGUUACUCCAAUAAGGGCAAGGUUAACCAAGUAGCCAUCAUAAGAAUUUUACCGAAAUUUUAUCCCUUGACAGCCAAAUCUUUCUGUCGAACAAAUUGAAGUGGAAAAAAAUCUGUUUUUAAGUAAAGUUGAACAAAUUUCUGAAAUCGGUGGUCUUUGGCGGCAGAUUAAAGAAACAUCUGUCAUCGGUAAAGUUUGACCCGUAAUUAGACAAAGCUUCUGGGCUGAAAUCUUCCUCGAAACGGUCGGAUUGUUAGAUUCGAAGAAAUCAGUAAUUUUUGUCUCGGAUUUUGAAUACUCACAAAUUUGUAGUUAAUCAACCGACGAUAGACGAUAAAUGUGCAGGGUUUGAUCUAUUCCUCAUUGAAUUAGAGAAUCAUUAGUUCUUGCACGAAUUUUGGCAUUUUGACAUAUUUUUGGGUAAAUUUCGAGCUGAUACCUGACAUUAUCCUCUUCUGUCGAAUUGGUUGUAUUGAAAUCCAGUAAUUUUAAGUCGAUAACAUUGUAGUCUGCCGUUGGAGAAAAAAUCAUUUGAUUAGGUUGUAAAAGCCCGCAGUUCAUACUCUUAUGCAGGGGCAUCCACAACAAAUUAAUUCUUUGGCGGCCGGUAUGCCGAACUCUGAGAGAACUGCGAACGCCAGCGGUCAAUUAAAUACUAAUCCUGUUGCUAGGAAUUUGCGAAAUGAGAGAUCGAAUAGAGCUCGCAGGAGAAGAGCAGCAACAGGGCAAAGAAGAAUUGAUCAACAAAGGUGGGGCCAAUACAUUACUGAUGAAGAGGACGACUCUGCUUCUGCACUGCCAACAGUACCAAGAUCUAGCAACAGGAGACGAACUCGCGUAAAUCAUCAAAAUAAUUAUGCACAUCAUUUACAGGAGGAUGACUAUUAUGAAGAUGAACAUGCCUUCCAUGCAACGAGACAGAGAGAUGGAAUCUAUGGUGAUUUUGAAUUUGAAAUGGCAUUAUCUCUUUCAUUGUCAUUCGAGGAUUCUACUCCAAACUCAGGAAACCCUGAUUACAGCAAUCAGAGCAUUGCUAACAUGUCAUAUGAGGUCCUCGUUCAGCUAGAAAAUGUCAAAUGUGUAGCUUCUGUCAAUGUUGUACGAUCGAUGUUAGAUAUCACAUUUAAGGGAAAGAAGUCUGCACAAGGAUUUAUAAAUGAAGAAGAGAAGUGUGCAAUAUGCCAGUGCGAAUAUGAACAGGAUGAGCACAUUAUAUCUUUGCCAUGUACCCACUGUUUUCAUCACUCUUGUGGGUCAGAGUGGCUAUUGGAUUACUCUAAACUUUGUCCUAUUUGCAAGCUUGACGUUACUGACCGGAACUCCGUGAAUGUGUAAAUCAUUUUGGUUCGUUGGUUCCUGCACUAGAUAUGCUAAAGAAACAGAACACAGUACAGCUCGAUCCUGUAAAUAAUUUUAUUUUUUUUGUAUUGAUCCAGUCCUGUAAAUAAUUUGGUGUCUCUUAUUUGUAAAUAAUUUGAAAUAAAUCGUCUUGUAACAUUUGAUUCUGAAAAACUAACAUUGUAUUUAUCAAAAUCCCUACAACCUAAUCCAGACCUUGCAACAGAUAGCAAGGUAAUUUACCGGGAACAAACCAUGCACGGGACAUGUAAGGGCCCAAAGCAAGCUAGAGGCAUUACCUGCACGAUGUUGGCCUCACAUCCAAAACAGUAUUUUUCUUCUCUCGAAUAAUUUAGUUCAAGAGCAUGGGAAACUAGCAAUCUCAAAUCCCUUGUUGGUUUUCCAUAAUCUUAUGGAAAUUUGUGUAAUCAUAUUAAACUAAAAAAAUGUGCUAUUUGUUAUCUGGAUCUGAUACUGAGGAAUCAUUGUAAUAAUUUUAUUGUCAAUUAACUGAUCCAGUGGAGUUUACGUUGCU